AGACUUGACCAACGCAAAGUUUCUGCGGGCUUUUGGGGGAGGCAGAACAAAACCAGCGCAAAUAAUGGCAUUUGUUGCUGUUGCCGCUGAUAAGACUCAUCUGCUGCAAUUUCAAUUGUUGCCAAUUAUCAAAGGCAAACAAGGCUCUUAAGAUUAGCACAUACAUCAUUGAUACGCGGAAAAAACCCUAAGUAAAAUGAGCGAUACUCUGGACGUGCUCGUCUUUGGCUCGGCGAUCAUAGAUUUUAUAUGCUAUACUCCCCGUUUGCCUAAAGCGGGUGAAACGCUGCAUGGCCAUAAAUUUCAAACAGGAUUCGGGGGCAAGGGUGCCAAUCAAUGUGUGGCAGCUGCUCGACAGGGCUCCAAAACAGCUUUAAUUGCCAAACUGGGAGCGGAUACCUUUGGUAGUGACUAUCUAUGUCAGUUGCGAGCUGAAAAUGUGAAUGUGGAGCAUGUUCAACAACUGGACGGCCAAACAACGGGCAUAGCUCAAAUUGCAGUCUCUGACGGUGGCGAGAAUAACAUCAUAAUCGUCGUGGGUGCCAACAAUUUGCUCAAUGCUAGUGAUGUGAGAGCUGCAGCGGAACAUUUUGCCAAGUCCAAGGUGCUAGUCUGUCAGCUAGAGACGCCUAUCGAGGCAACGAUGGAGGCAUUGCGUCAAUUCUCCGGUAUAUCUAUAUUGAAUGCGGCGCCAGCAUUGAAGCAGACGCCAACUGAAUUGCUUAAAUUGUCUAGCAUUCUGUGUGUCAACGAGACGGAGGCGGCGCUCAUGACAGACGUCAAGAGCAUCGAUACUAUAAGCGAGGCAAAUGCAGCUUUGACCCGUCUCAUUGAGCUGGGAGCCAAUACGGUAAUCAUCACACUUGGUAAAUUGGGCGCUGUCUAUGCCUCGAAAGAUGCGUCUCGUGAUUACGAACUGGUGCCUGCUCCAAUUGUUCCCUCGGAGCUGGUUUUGGAUACAACGGGAGCUGGAGAUGCAUUCAUUGGCGCUUUGGCUAACAGCCUAGCGCGUUACCCGGACCUAACGCUAGCUGAUCACAUUGCAGCUGCCUGCGAAGUGGCGUCCAAGUCAGUGCAGCAACUGGGAACACAGUCAAGCUUUCCGCAUGCUUGAGAAAGAGAGAAAAGAAAAUGUUGAGCAAAAAUAAACCAAAUGAUUUAUAUACAAAAAAAAAAACACCUUAGUCC
Messenger RNA from Drosophila hydei, 1188 nucleotides. RefSeq names its product ribokinase. Gene Ontology annotation, molecular function: ribokinase activity. The transcript has 3 exons. The coding region runs from base 197 to 1114 and encodes 305 amino acids. Gene Ontology annotation, biological process: D-ribose metabolic process. NCBI's taxonomy places the organism in Eukaryota, Metazoa, Arthropoda, Insecta, Diptera, Drosophilidae. The record is from RefSeq and is a predicted model, not a curated record.